Messenger RNA from Chelonia mydas (Green sea turtle), 5554 nucleotides. RefSeq names its product host cell factor 2. The record is from RefSeq and is a predicted model, not a curated record. NCBI's taxonomy places the organism in Eukaryota, Metazoa, Chordata, Testudines, Cheloniidae. Gene Ontology annotation, molecular function: protein binding. The coding region runs from base 164 to 1117 and encodes 317 amino acids. The transcript is spliced from 5 exons.
UGGAACAAGAUAACCAGUUUUCUUCCAAGAGGCAGCUCAAAUACACAGUAAUUCCACAGAGGAUUCAGCGAGAUGGACUGAGUGCCGGCACACAGCAGUGGAGACUGAGAGCAUUGCUCCAGCUAACAGAAAGGGCCACAGCGCAGUAGUGUACAAUUCCAGCAUGUACAUCUAUGGGGGAUACUUCGACAUCAAAGGGAUUUCACAAGAGUUUUGGGCUUUACGUUUUGAUACAGGAGAGUGGUCACAGGUAUCUCCACAGUCUUGUGACACUGGUCCAGGACCCCGGCAUGGUCACUCAGCUGUGGUUUAUGGCACAGGCAUGUACCUGUUUGGCGGACUGAUGGGGCUGAGUGAACAGAGGGACCUAUGGAAGUGGGACUUUACAAGCUGCAAGUGGUCGACUAUCAGAACAAGCCAAGGACCUCCAAAAGUGGUGGGACACUCUUCUGUGGUCUUCCAAGACUCCAUGCUGACUUUUGGUGGAGGGAUUUCAAAUUCUAGGCCUAACAGCAGCCUGUGGAAGUACCAUUUCAGUUCCCAGACGUGGGAAAAACUGGCUAGUACAACAGAGGUAAUUCUUUCUUCUAAAAGGUAUCACCGCAUCCUGGGAAUUGGUGUUGGUUUCCAGCUGACGCCAGGUUUCUCUAGGGCAUCCCACAUCAAUCGCUGGUGUCCAAAGGGGAAAGAGCCUCAAAAGUCGCCGGCAGUCUCGAAGCAGCGUGCCCAUUUUCACGGCUACUUCCGCCAGCAGCAUGUACGCCAACCAUUCAGCAACGAUGGUGGCACCGAGAUAGAAAUGAAAACCUUUAGCCAGCCUCUGGAGCCACUGGGCUUUUGCUCAUUCCAAACCUCUUCAGACGCAGAGCUGUGCGCAGACAAAGCACAGAGCAUAUUUUCCAAAAAUGAGCAUCCCUCCCAUCGCAGCUCUUCCAAAGAACAAGCUCUCACUGCCGCUGAAGUUACAAAAAACAGGAGAGGAACUGACUGUUGGCCUGAGAGACCUACAAGCGUGGCAGUUACCAACCAUCCUGAUACGCUGCUCCUGAUUGGGGGCAAGCCUCUGUCCAGUCUCUGUGAAAUCUCACUCUGGCAAAUGGAGCUGAACAGCAUUUAAAUGACCUACACAUACGGAGGGAGAAGAGAGCCAUUUCCACCUGCUUCUCAGCAGAACUACCAAGGAAGUAUUCUAUCCAAUGGCCUACUGCACAUUCUGGAUGAAAAAUAGUCUUCCUAAUACCUGACCUGAACUUCUUUUUAUACAGUCUCUGUUCAUGCUCCUGGUUUUAUGCGGUGGAGAGACUCCUACCCAGAUGCUUGUGGGAUCCUCUUUUAACCCAAAAUUACAGUAGAUCUCCUUGCAACCCUCUCCCUGAGGGGAACCUGUUGAGCUCCUAAUUCCACCCUUCUCUAUAGUUGCCUUGUCUUCUGGCCACUUUCUAAGUCUUUUUUUAAGUUGGUGGCCAAUUCUGUGUACAGAUCAUGGAACCCUUUAGGUUAGAAGGGUCAUAGAAUCCUAGUGCGUCCUUCUAGGCCUUACAAGCACUAUUUAUAGAGUAAAAUGUGCCAGUUCUACCUUGACUCACACCCAGGCAACCCCAUCAACAUCAACACAAUGUAUAUUGGGACAAAAGUUGGUCCUCUUGAUAAAUUAAGAUUAUGGUAUUGGUUAAUACAUCCAAAUAAUGUUCAAAAUUAUGCAUUUAAAAUGCUACUGCCACAAUAUAUUUGAUUCAUUUAGGGGACAGAUUGCAGGUGGCGAACACAGGUCAGUGCAGACAAGUGUCCAAGAAUCAGACUUGAACAAAGGAAGAACGUAUUGUGAAAGGUGUGUUAAUGGCUACCGUGAGCAAGUCUGUGAUCUGUAAACAAUCACAGACCAGGUUAAAGCUCAUGCAUGUUACUUUCAGGAGCAAUUAAAUCCUUCUUUAUGUAAUGAUAGCUAGAAGCAAUAGGAGAAGAGUGCAUAAGGCACUGGGCCAUAUGGCAAAGUCUGAGCAGGUCUGAGGGUUUCCCAAGGGGCCCUCUUGCAAACACAGAGGCUAGAAGAUUGUUUGGCAAGCUGUGUAUGUGUUCAAAAAGAAAGUGAGGAGAGUGCAAGGGAAGCAGUUGUGAAGAUGGCCCAGAGAGGGAGGAGAGACAGAGCUUGCUGCAGAGGAAGACUUGGAAAAUGUUAAUAAAAAACUGCCUGUUUAUUUCUACUGCGUCCAGGGAAACAGGACUGUGUGUUCAGUCUCUGUAGUGAAACAAGACUGCAUCAAAAAAUAUCCCUGACUCAUAUUACCAAUUUAUCCUUCUAACUGAAACAAACCUCCAAGGUCCUGAAUACUGGCUCAUCGUCUGGGCCAAGCGAGCAGCAGUAUUAUGCUAUUUAAAUGGAAGAUUUGGGGUUUUUGAAACAGAAAUAGACCAGCAUACAGCAGCCAUAAAAUGAGCAAAUGAGGUCUUGAGUUGUAUUAAACACAGGGACUGAAGAUAACACCAAAGGAGUUAUAUUGUUCGGCCCUGGUGGUACGUGGACCCCAGUUGACUGCUUUGUGCUAUACUGAUCACCAAGCUGCAGGAAGCAUAUGUGGCCAUAGAGAAGGUAUAACAUAGUGCUGCAAGAUAGAUCCUAGGACCGAGGACAUGAUAAAAGGCUUGGACAUUUUCUUACUGGAAAAAGAGAGCUUUUAAGUGAGCUUUUUGGUUGAACAAAACUGACUCAGAAACUGUUCAUGCUGACAGAGCUCAAAAAUUGGGGCCAGAGUCAAGGGGAAAUGCCACUUCCUUUCUAAUUUCUGCUUUAAUCCUUUAGCUCUGUCAUUUUUAAAAACUGUUUUCACAUGCCUUAAAAUAGCAAAGUGCAUAUCACACGUUUCUCCUCUAAAGUGAGUGCAAAGAAAAAAAAGAGCAUCUCCAUAGAACUCAGUUGUGGCUCUCCUGCAAAUGCUGGGAAAAGUUGAAAGGUAAAAGUACUGAAUUUACAUACACAACUUAUUCCAAAAGUUUUUGGCUGGAUGCUGCCAUCUCAUGGCCUGAUCCUGAAGAGUCUGGAGCACCCUCAAUUGCCACUGAAGUCAAGGGGGACUCAGGAUAUUCAGCACUUUUCAGGAGGUUCAGAACCUGGCAAGUUCAGGGUAUUUUUCCCAAUUUCAUGACGUUUUUAAUAAUGUAUUUUUAUGACCCCUGGAUGUGUAACUUGUAACAAAGGUCAAAUAUAGCAUAAAUGAACGAGGUGCAGAUAUAUGGCAAAAGUGUUUGGGCCCUAAUUUUAUUUAGGAUUUAUUUUAGUAUGUUUAAAAAAAUCCCCCUCCAUCUAGUUUCAUUAACUAGAUGUGUCACUUCUUAAAAUUGUCACAAAACUUCUGCCUGUAUUUGUCAGCCUGGCCCACAGAGCUAUUUGAUAUUUCCAUAUAAAUUAACUACGGAGUUAUUUAACUUAAUGGUUAAUCUUUAGCUUUGCUUAUUACUGAAGUCAAACUUUUAAUGAUACUGGUAGCAGUGUUAUCUUAAUACCACGUACUUAACCCAAAUACUGGUUUGAGCAGGGUAAUAACCAUGGAAUUAUUUCAGACUGCUGUGAAGGCAGCUGGGAUGUACAUUAAUUCCUGCAUCUGGAAAAGGAACACUUGUAACCACACCAUCAGAGUACAGUAGUACCUCAGAGUUGCAAACACCUCAGGAAUGGAAGUUGUUUGUAACUCUGAACAAAACAUUAUGGCUGUUCUUUCAGAAGUUUACAACUGAACAAUGAUUUAAUACAGUUUGAAACUUUACUAUGCAGAAGACAAAUGCUGCUUUCCCUUUAUUUUUUUAGUAGUUUGUUUAACACAGUACUGCACUUGCUUUUUUUUUUGGUCUGCUGGUGCCUGAUUAUGUACUUUCGGUUCCAAACGAGGCAUGUGGUUGAAAGGUCCGUUCAUAACCCUGAGGUUCUACUGUACUAAGCCUGCAUUACUUUUCUACACUCUAAUUCAUGAUUUUCUACAAAGGGUUUUCUAGUCUCAAUCACGGACUUAUUUUCACACAUUAUAAACAUCAAACAAGGAAUCUACCUCUUGACACACAGACACAGGCAUGUUUCCAACCACUGAGUAGAUGGUGGAGGUUCCAGGGGCCUCUAGGAUUGCCCAGACUCACAAAACAGUCUCAAGUCUUCAGUAGAAAUGUAUAUAUAUGCUAUCUUUUGCGUUGGUGUGAAGUGACAGGUUACGGUGCAGGCUCUGACUGAACCCAGCUCCCUAACAAUUGGGCUCAGUGACAUAUCAGAGUUAAGCAUAGGCAGAGCACAGUAAUCUGAAAUCAGAUGCAUGUUUUUAUGUCAGCCAGAGUGAGCUGUAUGGACCGUAUUGACUGGGGGGAAGGAGGAUGUAGCCGCAAAAGGCAGCUGUAGAGCACCCCUAGAUGCCAGCAGAGACUGUUCAUUCACUGGCUGACUUACUUCUAAAUCUUUAAAAAGAAACGUGAUUUGAUACUGGAAGGGAGGUUUUGAAAUUCAAAGAGAUGUGUCACAAUCACUUACAGACAGGAGCUCUCCUCUGCGGGGGCAUCCGAGUGCCUUUUUGCCAUGAAUGUUUGUAUUCCUCGCCUGCUGCCAUAGCAAGCUGCGAACAGCUUGAACUGAGCCCUCAGUAAGCAAUAUUUGCUUUCAGCACUGCAUUACUGUCACUGGAGCAGCUUUCAUUUCAGUGUUUUAGUAACAGUUACUGUAGUUAAUGGCUGCGGUAAUGUUUUCCAGAAACCUUGAAUAGUGUCACCCUUCCCUUGCUUGUUACCUAGUAAGAUUUUCAAUGAAAAUGUUUAUUUCUCAAAGGAGGGGAAAAGUUAGCCGACUUGAACAAAACACUCCAUAACCCCGUUACAGCUGCUCACCCAAUCUAUAUAUGAGUUUGGCAAGGAUUCAGGAACUGUCAUUAGUUUAACUCUGGCCCAAGUUAGUAAUGACCAAAAGUCAUUACCAUCUGGUGGCACGGCAGUGGUCUGUGUGAAAUAAUCAGUGGAUUAGCUCCAGUUAGUAGCUAUCACCACCAUUAGCAUCUUUGUUGGCAAGUCGAGUGAAGGGACUCAUUUCUCCACUAGAGCUGCUCCUUAAGCACAGGGAGCAGGCCAGCAUGGGAGAGGCUUGCAUUGCUGCCAUCUGUCCUGUAUCUCUUCACUGGCUAAACAUACUGUUUUCCAAGGCUUGAAACAUUUCAUAAGCAGCACACUCACUUUACAAAGUGAAAGGGUAUAACCAGACUAUUUGUAUUAACUUCUUCUGGAACUGCAAAUGUAUUGUUAUAGCUUGAAAAGUGAGACUAUUUUAAAGUCUCGUAUAUUUAUAGAAUUAAGAUACAAGAACAAAUCUGUCCUUAUUGAUUUAACAACUUUUUGUAAGACACAGUAAAUCUACAUUAGGUCAGAAUAUUCUGAUUCUUUGUUUACCAUUGGCUACUCCUGAGCAACAGAAGAAACUGUGUUUAUCAAUAUCGAGGGCAGGGCAGUUAGCUGCAAAAUAGACAUUUUAUUGUGAAUGAUAAGAGACAAAAGUAAAUGUACUUUUUCUCAUUCAAUAAAAUUAUGUUAAGUCAAA